Molecule: messenger RNA, 285 nt
Organism: Sphenostylis stenocarpa
Lineage: Eukaryota; Viridiplantae; Streptophyta; Magnoliopsida; Fabales; Fabaceae
Source: the annotation of a GenBank genome assembly
AUGGACCACUCUGACAAUGCAAAAACAAUAAUCAGCAAGCAUGUCCACAGUGCAAUACGACAACAUCAUCAACAAGCAAAUUCCAACUACAAUGCAGAUAUACACAGCCCCAUGAAAGAAAAAUCAAUUGGAUACACAGAUCACAUGGGGUUUUCAACAACAGAGGAACUCCAGAAAGAGAAAAAGCGAAGCACUCACAUGUUAGGGGAAGCGGAGACGAAGAAGGGGGUGAUGGGUGUGGUGGCAUUGGAAGAGAGACGCCAUUGGAGAGAAAAGGUUGCGUAG